Messenger RNA from Solanum stenotomum, 549 nucleotides. RefSeq lists its product as uncharacterized. Lineage: Eukaryota; Viridiplantae; Streptophyta; Magnoliopsida; Solanales; Solanaceae. The transcript is spliced from 3 exons. Bases 1 to 549 code for a protein of 182 amino acids. The record is from RefSeq and is a predicted model, not a curated record.
AUGGGUGCUGCUAACAUCACUACAGAAGCUAAGGCAAAUGAAAACAAUGAGAACCAGAAUGACAAUCCGGUAACCAUUGUCGAAUUUGAGGCUAAAGCAUCAGGAAACAGUUCCCCGACAGAUGGAGCAAGCGUCUUGAAUCAAGAAUUAGGUCUUGCUAGAGCAGGUGAUACUCGAUGGGGAUCUCAUUACAAAUCUUUUAACAACUUUAUCCUCAUGUUUGGUCCUAGCAUUGAUGUAUUUGAUGAUCUUGUUGUUAAUGCUCGUUUUGAAGAGAAAUGCUGGACAAAAGGAUAUCUUACAACAUUUGACCUUCGCUUUCAACUUGAAGAAACAUUGUUGGUGUUAGCUAGGGACGAUGAUAAAAGGUUUUUCAGUCUUAAGAGACUUGCUAAUCUUUUCAAGAUACACAUAGAGAAAAAGAAGCAUGAAACUUAUCUUCUUGUAGUUCGACUAGUUAAAUUUGCUUUACUUUUGCUGGUGGCUACUGCUAUAGUUGAGAGACAUUUCUCAGCGAUGAAGUUGAUUAAGACUGAUUUACGAAAUUGA